GUGAGGUUUAGAGAAGGGAGUAGUGGAGAGUAUGGCAGACCGGGAUAUACUGAGGGUGACUCUUUCCCUGCGACGAGAUAGGACGGGUGGCUGGGAAGGAGAGGAGUUAGAGAUUGUUGAGCGACAGAUCGGACUCAUGACGGAACAUGCCCUGGAGAUAUGGAGGAGUCAAAGGGGUUAUGGCAUCACAGAAUAUCAGGAGAAGUGGGAGCUUCAUGCAAGUCGGAGUCAGUGGUCAGAGGAAGAAAUUAUAGAAAACUUCCUAUUUAAUGUGGACCCAAGUCUCGGUAGGGAAGUUAAGGAAGCUCGACCGAAGGAUGGGAAAUGGACUACGUACAAGAAGAACCUCGUUGAGCUUUACAAAUUGGAGGAUAACAAGUACUCCAUCAAAGACCUUGAGACGAUGACUCAAGAUGAAGAUGAGAGCGUACGGGCAAUUGGGAUGCGUUUCCAGAAGAUCUCCGACGUGCUGAUGAAGAAAGGGAAGAUCUCAGAGGUCGAGCGCUGUACUAUCUUCAUCGGCCACCUGUCCAAAGGUAGACAAAAGAGUAUACUUAGAGAUCUUCUGCGAGACAAGCUUGACUUCCCAGAAGUCCUAAAGCUCGCGAUAAAGGCAGAGGCAGAUGACUACAAGGACUUGGUGUGGAAAGGGAUGAGGAGGCGUGACUUCUCCCUCUACAAGGAGUAUGCCACCGAUAGAUGUCCUGAUUUCAAGGACCAUCCCUGGUCAAAGAAGAAUGAAGCCGUGGCCGAAGAAGUGAAGGAGAUAAGGGACAUGGUAAAGGGAUUGACAAGACAGGUUACAGAAAUUGUAACCACCACAGGAGCCACGGCAUACCGGAACAAGCCCGGAGGGCCCUAUUCACUUCGCUGGGACCGGAGGAACACUGAUUCCUGGAGGAGUGUUGAGGAUAGAAAUCCUCGAACACUGACUGAUUAUCGUACAAGGGAAAGGGAGAAAGACGAUGAGCCAUGUCGACGUAGGGAUGAUGAGAUAGACCGGGACCGCAGGACUCGCGAGAUGUAUGGGCGUGCUAGGAGACUGGAUGACUACUCGUGUAGCCCUCGCUAUGAGCCUGACGGGGGUAGAAGCGACUCUCGAGGCCGGUGGGAGUCGGAUCAGGGCCGGCGAGAUGGAUGCAGGGAUGGUAGAUAUGAGAUAUCGGACCGCGAUGGACGUAGAAACGACAGAUAUGAAAGGUCGGAUCGAGACAGAUACAGGGAUGGUAGAUAUGAGAGAUCGAACCGCGAUGGGUAUAGAGACGAGAGAUAUGAGAGAUCGGAUCGAGACGGAUACAGGGGUGGCAGAUAUGAGAGAGGAGAUCGGGCCGAUGAUUCACGCGGGCGGUACGACCGAGGAGACCGACGUGAUGAUUCACGCGGGCGAUACGACCGAGGAGACCGACGUGAUGAUUCACGCGGGCAAUACGAAUACGGAGACCGCCGCAAUGAUUCGCGCGGCAGGAAUGAGAGAGGGGGAUAUGGCGCUUCGGCUGACCCGUAUCCGAAGUCCCCUGACCCGAGAGCMRCGAGAGGUUCGACCUCCAGAGGCGCAGACGACAGRCCACCCAYACCCAAGAACUCUUGCGUUUACUGCAGGGGGGAUGAUCAUAUCAAGAGAGAUUGUCCGGAUCUCAAACGAGCAAUAGAUGAAGGCCUUGUCGUGCUUGAUGACCGCAAGUACGUCAAAUGGGCAGAUGAUCUGGGAGACGUAUCGAUGUUCCCCUCGAUGAAGGAGAAUGUCGAAGCAAGGAGAGUAAAGCCGAGUAAAGGAAAGGAGCCGGUUAGGAGCCAGAGCAUCAAGAUAACUUUCGAAGGAGAUAUGGCGACCACACCCAUAAGGGUGGCAACUACCAAGUCCGCGAGAGGGACUACAUCGAAGAAGACCGACACGGAUUACGUGAUGGCGGAGAAGGACGGCGGAGAGCGGAUCGAUGGAGAGGAGGUUAUUCUUUCGCCGUGAAAGCGGGGAGUAAAGAAGUUCUUGAUGA
Chara braunii is the source of this 1991-nucleotide messenger RNA. The record is from the annotation of a GenBank genome assembly. NCBI's taxonomy places the organism in Eukaryota, Viridiplantae, Streptophyta, Charophyceae, Charales, Characeae.